AUGUCCACCACCUCCGUGCGCCGCCCCUGCCUGCUCGCCCUCGCCGCCAUCCUCGCCAUCCUCCUCAGCUUUCCGCCGGAGACGGCGCAAUAUGUCCAUGGUCCUCUCCUCAACUAUCCACCGCUAACGGCGCAAGUAUCAUAUGAUCCUCCGUGGUCCGACGAGUACUGGGCCAACGAGCCCGUCGUCGGCGAGGCGGCCACCGUCGCCGCCAGACGCGCGGAGGCGGGCGGCUACGCGUACGGCUGCGCCAGGCUAUGGCUCGCAUGGGGCUGCCCUCCCGCUCCCGGCGAGGGGGUCAACGGAACCCUGGUCUACGGGAGGCGGUCCUAUGAUCGGGAGCUGGAUCGCUUCGAGGAGGAGAGGCGGCACUGCAGCGUCGACCGCGUCCAUCGGAACCAUCCGGAGGAACACCUCUUCCGUCGCACCUACCCGGCGACUAGAUUUGAUCUUUACUGUUGUGCCUGUUGCUUUUCAUGUGGUCCCUACUACAAAAAAUAAACAAUUUGUUUUCCUAGCAGCACUAGCUAGAAUUUUUUAUACGCUUCUACAGUAAUAAACCAUUGUUUCGUGCAUAAGUCUGGAUUUUUGUUUCAGACUUGUAAACAUGAUUCUUAUCAAGAAGUGGCUA
Molecule: messenger RNA, 631 nt
Organism: Triticum dicoccoides
Lineage: Eukaryota; Viridiplantae; Streptophyta; Magnoliopsida; Poales; Poaceae
Exons: 1
Coding region: 1-501 (166 amino acids)
Source: RefSeq, a predicted model, not a curated record